CGGCUGGGCUGCGCCGCGCUCCGCAACGUGUCCGGCGCGCAGUACGUGGGCUCGGGCUACACCAAGGCGGUGUACCGGGUGCGCCUGCCCGGCGGCGCCGCGGUGGCGCUCAAGGCGGUGGACUUCGGCGGCCACGACCUGGGCAGCUGCGUGCGCGAGUUCGGAGCGCGGAGGGGCUGCUACCGCCUGGCGGCCCACAAGCUGCUCAAGGAGAUGGUGCUGCUGGAGCGGCUGCGGCACCCCAACGUGCUGCAGCUCUAUGGCUACUGCUACCAGGACAGCGAGGACAUCCCGGACACGCUGACCACCAUCACGGAGCUGGGUGCCCCUGUGGAAAUGAUCCAGCUGCUGCAGACUUCCUGGGAGGAUCGAUUCCGAAUCUGCCUCAGCCUGGGCCGCCUCCUCCACCACCUGGCCCACUCCCCGCUGGGCUCGGUCACUCUGCUGGACUUCCGCCCGCGACAGUUUGUCCUCGUGGAUGGGGAGCUCAAGGUGACGGACCUGGAUGAUGCACGCGUGGAGGAGACACCGUGUACAAACAACGCCGACUGCGUACUUGAAUUUCCAGCAAGGAACUUCACCCUGCCCUGUUCCGCCCAGGGCUGGUGUGAGGGCAUGAACGAGAAGCGGAACCUCUACAAUGCCUACAGGUUUUUCUUCACAUACCUCCUGCCCCACAGUGCCCCGCCUGCCCUCCGACCUCUCCUGGACAGUAUCGUCAAUGCCUCCGGAGAGCUCACCUGGGGGGUGGACGAGACCCUGGCCCAGCUGGAGACAGUGCUAUACUUGUACCGGAGCGGGCAGUAUCUGCAGAACUCCACGGCAAGCAGCAGCGCUGAGUACCAGCGCAUCCCAGACAGCGCCAUCCCGCAGGAGGACUACCGGUGCUGGCCAUCCUACCACCAUGGUAGCUGCCUCCUGUCCGUGUUCAAUCUGGCGGAGGCUGUGGACGUGUGUGAAAGCCAUGCCCAGUGCAGUGCCUUUGUGGUCACCAACCAGACCACCUGGACAGGUCGGAAGCUGGUCUUUUUCAAGACUGGAUGGAGCCAUGUGAUCCCUGAUCCCAACAAGACCACCUACGUGAGAGCCCCCGGCUGACCUGUCCGAGGGCUCAGCCAACCAGCUGGGCUUGCCCGCGGCGGGAGCGAUUUGCACCAGCGGCACUGCAUGCCACCUGGGAAGCGCUGCAGACAGUGCUGACAUCCCAGACAGACUGACGCGACCAGGACAAACGUGCAAUAAUGCAAAAUGUUAAAAUGUGAGUUUACCAGCCUAGGUCUGAGACUGCUGGCUCCCAGGCCAGGAAUCAGUGGUCAAGGGAGGGGCGGAUGGCCUCUCCAGGGCUCUGGCGUGCAAGCCAGGCUCAGGCUGGUCUGAACUGGGACGGUUCCACGGGCAGCCCCAUCACUGUGUUCAUCGUGGGAGAAUGUAGCCAAACCCCUGCCACCGCUGUUGCACGUGGCGCGGCACGCAGGGGCCGCGUGAGGACAAUCGGUCACAGGAUGUCCUCUCAGCUUAGCUCCAUUCGGGAGACAUGGCGUGGGGGGUGCUCCAGGUUGUGGGUGAGCCCGUUCCUGGAGAGGCUGGCUCUGGCCCCCUGACAGAGGAUGCUCCCAGGCCAUGCUGGGGGUCAGGAGCCAGGGCACACACGUCCAAAUGAGCCAAGACUGGGGUGGAGGAGGAGCAGGUUGCGGUUUGAGCCAGGACCUGGGGUGGGGGUAGGGCCGGGGCCUUUCUGCCUCAUUUGCUUUCAGUGAAAGCCGCAGAGCAGCCCAAACCAGGCUUUCCCCCUCUCCUGGAGUUUGCAUAUCCAGAAGUUUUUAUACUUCUUGUUCAUUAAAUUGUUUAUUUUUGUAAAAAAAAAAAAAAAUCAAUCACUUAAUAAAAUGACUUUUCAAGGCAAA
Molecule: messenger RNA, 1904 nt
Organism: Chinchilla lanigera (long-tailed chinchilla)
Lineage: Eukaryota; Metazoa; Chordata; Mammalia; Rodentia; Chinchillidae
Gene: Pkdcc
Product: protein kinase domain containing, cytoplasmic
Biological process (GO): protein phosphorylation
Molecular function (GO): ATP binding; non-membrane spanning protein tyrosine kinase activity
Source: RefSeq, a predicted model, not a curated record